Molecule: messenger RNA, 2513 nt
Organism: Menidia menidia (Atlantic silverside)
Lineage: Eukaryota; Metazoa; Chordata; Actinopteri; Atheriniformes; Atherinopsidae
Source: the annotation of a GenBank genome assembly
GACAGUCUCCAAAAGUCCGACCGGCACCAAGGGAUAACGGAGACAGUCCCCGCUCCUCCAAAGUGCUUGAGUUUGGUCAGUGGCUGGACAGAAGACGGUCCUGCGCGCAGCGGCGCGGGGCAGCGGCUGUGGAUGACCGCCGGGGUUCUCAACUUUUCACUUCAGCGCCCGCAAGCUCGUCACGCCGAGUUCCUCCACUCCUUCUAGUCUCCUUUCUCUCGAUCCGCCUCCCCGACAGUCGGGAGGAAUGGCAGAGAAGCGGCGGUCCCCGUGCGCACUGAGCGUCAAGGCGCACGCGUUCUCGGUGGAAGCCUUGAUCGGGGCGGAAAAGAGACGCAGGACGGCCGGAGAGGAUGCCGGCUCCCCCCGCUACGAGGAUGGGAAUGAUGUUUCUGACUUAACCGGGCCCGGACUCCGGGCGGCCAAAGCGUGCGCAGGCGACCGCGCCAGCGAGGCAGAAAGCGCGAGUGACGGCUCCCAGAGCGGAGAGGACGCGCUGCUGGAGAGCCCGCAGCCCGCAGCUCCGUGCGCGGCGCCGGCCGCCGGCACCGGGGAGGAGACCCGCGUGGAUCUGCAGGGAUCAGACCUGUGGAAACGCUUCCACGAGAUCGGCACGGAGAUGAUUAUCACAAAGGCUGGACGGCGGAUGUUUCCUGCUAUGCGUGUGAAAAUUACGGGCUUGGACCCCCACCAGCAGUACUACAUAGCCAUGGACAUUAUCCCCGUGGACAACAAACGCUAUAGGUAUGUAUAUCACAGCUCAAAGUGGAUGGUGGCAGGGAAUGCAGACUCUCCAGUGCCUCCCAGAGUAUACAUCCACCCGGACUCUCCGGCCUCUGGAGAGACGUGGAUGCGCCAAGUCAUCAGCUUUGACAAGCUCAAACUGACCAACAAUGAGCUGGAUGACCAGGGACAUAUCAUUCUGCACUCCAUGCACAAGUACCAGCCCCGGGUCCACGUGAUCCGGAAGGAGUGCGGAGAGGAGUUAUCUCCAGUCAGAGCCGUCCCAGUGGGGGAAGGCACCCUCACCUUCUCCUUCCCCGAAACCGUGUUCACCACCGUUACAGCAUACCAGAACCAACAGAUUACAAGGCUGAAAAUUGACAGAAACCCCUUUGCCAAAGGCUUCAGAGACUCUGGUAGAAACCGGAUGGGCCUGGAGGCUUUGGUUGAGUCGUAUGCAUUCUGGCGUCCAUCUCUGCGAACACUCACAUUCGAGGACAUCCCUGGCAUGGCGAAACAAGGAGGUCAUCCGGGAGUAGGAACAUCAUCUCACCUUCUCUCCACAUCCCCGUGCUCGUCGCCUUUCCAGGUUUGCCCCCUCAGCCCACCAGACUACACCUGUAGUCGGCCCACACACCCCCUCCACCGCUACGGCACCACCUCGGAGCCCUUCCCCGCUCCCAGAGGUCCAUCCGGGUACGAGGGGGAAGGAUUCUGCUCCUUGCCUCUCCCCACUGCUCAGCUCGGCUACCUAUCCAACCCCACCUCGCAGGGCUACGCCGGCCUCCGCCUCCACACGCCGCCCUACAGCCUGUAUGGCUACACCUUCCCCCCCUCACCACGCCUCGCUGCCAGCCCUGACAAAAUGGCCACCGCUGCUACAGCCAGUCAUCAGAGCCCCUUUCUUGGCUCAUCUCCCAGUGGGACCUUAACAGACAGUCUUGGUGUGCUCAGUGCAGGACAGCAGGGCUUCUUGUUCGACUCACGGACUUUAGGGGUGGCCAGUAGCCAGCCGGGAGGUGGGGCAUCACAGGUCACUGCCCAUAUGGGCUAAAUUUGACUCUGACAUGUCACAAAAACAGAAAUUGCACCCAGGGAGAGGCGCAAUUUACUUUUAGGCUCAAAACAUUCUAUGAAUUAACUAUCCUUAUGCUGACACAGCAUCAGGCUAAACUGUGGACAAAGAGUGACCGGUUAAUGAGCGGCUGUAUCUAUUGAGCAUGGUUUCUACCACAUAAAUGUGCAGCUGCAGCGGUUUCUAAAGGAACAAACUUUGGGAGGAGGCUGCCGACACAACUGGAACGGCUGGGCUCAAACUGGGCAGCUCCAGGCGAUCAAAGCGAGUGCUUCAGCCCCUGGUAGGAGUCCCGAUGACCCUCGUAUUGCCUCUUACUCCGCCACCAUGACUUUGCCCAACUUUGGAUGGAGCUCCGAAACAAGGCUUGUUAUUCCAGGCCUCAGAGUUCUUUCAGUUAGGUCCACGUAUUGACAUGCACUAGAGGCACAGCCUUUUCAUCGCUCAGACUGAAGAAAAAAUAAACGACUCCCUUUUACACAACGUAACUGCAGCCCUAACGCAUAUUAACACCAUGACAUCAUUGCAAUGAAAGACCACUGGAGACGUCCCGUUUUUGGAGUACUGGGGUCAAAACUCUGGGAGAGUGACACGUAGCAAACUGUGUCUGCAUAUCUGACAGGACUUUAGCUCUGUGGACGCCCGUCUGAGCUGCAGCCUCAGAGACAUAAACCUGAGGUAUAUCACUCUGUAUAUAGCAGGGGGUGGGAGUGGG